Messenger RNA from Emiliania huxleyi CCMP1516, 609 nucleotides. RefSeq lists its product as hypothetical. NCBI's taxonomy places the organism in Eukaryota, Haptophyta, Isochrysidales, Noelaerhabdaceae. The coding region runs from base 1 to 609 and encodes 202 amino acids. The transcript has 2 exons. The record is from RefSeq and is a predicted model, not a curated record.
AUGCGUGACAUCGAGGACAGCGAGGCCGAGGAGAGGCGUGACAUCGAGGACAGCGAAGCCGCCGAGCCCUCACGCCUAGGCGAUCGGGACGCUGCCUUCCUCCAACAUGCCGGCCCUCGCUCUGCUCGCCGGCCUGUCCAGCACUCCGCCGCCUACCAGAACGUCCUCGGCGGUGAGCUGGAGCGCUGCUCGGGCGCCGGGAUGGCGCUCACCGGCUUAACCCGCAUCGGCAAAUGCGUUGACCGGAACGACGACGCCGGGAGCCACCACGUGUGCAUCGACAUGAAGAGCAACGUCGGCGGGAACUUUUGCGAGGUGACGGGGCAGCCAAACUGGUGUGGGUCGCAGAUGUCGUGCGACGGAGCACCCGCCGACGAUUGCCCCGUCGAGCACUGGUGCGUCUGCCAGUGGGCGUUCGCGUCUUACAUCGAGCGGGCGGGUGGCUGCGACAAGAUCCAAAAGGUGGUGUGCGAGGCGACCAACAUGGUCGCACUGAAGCACUACCGCGAACAGGCGGCGCACAGCCCGCACAUCAAGAGCGCGCUCCAGUGCCUCGAGGAGAAGUGCGGCCUCGAGAAGGCCGCGCCUUCGAUCGGCGCAGUGGUGUAG